GAGGAUGUGCUGUUACGUAAGCGUCACUUUGACAAGCAUGAGGCGCAUACUCAGUACGAAUUUAUUAUUGAGGCAGAGCAGUUUAUUUCUUAGAAAUCCUCGUUCUCAUGCCUCUCUGACAGCGGAUCAACAACGUGUCUGUGCACGGAAUUUCUGCUGGAAAUCAUCGAGCGCCGACACAAACAUGGACCUGAGUAACAUGAGGAAGAAAUAUAAAGGAGAUGAGGACUGCUUUGAGGAGAGCCAGCUUGUGUCUCUGGACCCGAUCACUCAGUUUGGGAACUGGUUCGAUCAAGCCACCAAGUGCCCUGAAGUCGGAGAGGCAAAUGCUAUGUGCAUCGCCACAGCCACCAAAGAUGGACGCCCCUCGGCUCGUAUGGUCCUCCUGAAAGGUUACAGCAACGAGGGUUUCCGUUUCUUCUCCAACUACGAGAGCAGGAAGGGUUCUGAGCUGGAAAGCAAUCCCCAUGCAUGUCUUGUCUUCUACUGGGAACCCCUUAACCGACAGAUUCGCAUUGAGGGCAAUGUGGAGAGAAUCCCCUUCCAGAGCUCCUGUGACUACUUCCACUCCCGGCCAAAGAGCAGCCAGAUCGGGGCCGUUGUGAGCCGACAGAGCACUCCGGUCCCUAACAGAGAUUAUUUAAGGCAGAAGAAUGCAGAGCUGGAGGAGAAGUACAAAGACACAGAUGUGCCUAUGCCUGAUUACUGGGGCGGCUACAUCGUCAAGCCAUCCCUGAUAGAGUUCUGGCAGGGUCAGACCAACCGGCUGCACGACCGCAUCGUGUUCACCCGGCCCAAAGAGGGAGAGACGGAGCUGGGGGAGUUUCAGCACGCUGCCGAGGGGGGCUGGGUGUACCAGCGUCAGUCCCCGUGAGAACUACCUCAAUUUAUCGCUCAUUAUCAAAUGUGUUGAACUCUAUGGAAAUAAGCGCUCGUCUCUAGGUACUUCAAUGUUGAUUUCAUAGGUGCUACUGUGUGAAGGAUUAAUCUACAAGCAAACUGUGUUGUGUCAUCUCCUCGUUCUUUCUGUCAGUUCAUAUAUUUGGAGGCGUGACGCUCUUGUGGUACAACUUGAAUUGUCUUUAUGUCAUGAAAACAUGCUGUAUGGUUUACAGAAAAAGAGCAAAGUCAACCUGGUCGUGCUAAAUAAUGAUUGACAGGGACAUUGUCUAUUCAGCCUUGUUGUCCUAACGUUGUGGAUACUGUGUCCUGCAUCUUAAAAAGCACAACCUGUACCAUAAAUGCAACCCUCAAUGUUGGAAUAAUCUGUAAUGCUUUGGUUUUUAGAGGUCUGUUCCUAAUAAGUUCCAGAAGAAUGAUCUGUCAAUCUAACAAAUAAAUACACUCAGUGGCCACUUUAUCACUUACACUUGAUCAUGUAAUGCUAUCCAAAACCAUAAAGUCAAAAAGUCUACUUUUAUGAUGUUUAUUAAGUAAAAAAGUAAUAGAGGCACCACCUAUUUCUCCUAUAAACAGUACAAUAACAGACAUGUAACGGAAAAUGUACACGUUUCCAAUUAAAAGCAUUUCAGCUCAUCUGAGAUAGAAAAUGUAUGGCAGAGCUGCAACAUGGAAUUGUAACACAUCGUACAAGUGUUCCUAAUAAGGGGGCCUCUGAUGGUAUUCAUUGUUUUUCUUUUUUCUUUCUAAAAUGUUGUAAAAUGUUGUGUUUGAUUGUUGCUACAAUUCUGAGUACUGUAUGUACUGAAGCUUCUCUAGUCAAACCAAGCAACCGUCUCAAAUCUUCAUUAUAAUUAGUAUUAUUUACACUUUAUAGAAUAACAAGCAUCUAUAUGUGUCUUUCUAGCUGACGACUUAAAUUUUGCCGACUAUUGUGUGUAUCAUGUACAUGUUGCACUAUUACGAGAUUUAUACUGGUGAUUAUUGUUUACUGAUGGAAGAUGAGAAUGUUAUUUUGACUUGAAUUCACUGAAAAGCCAGAUUAAAGUUUAAUUUGUAA
Messenger RNA from Notothenia coriiceps (black rockcod), 1960 nucleotides. It is a transcript of the gene pnpo, whose product is annotated as pyridoxamine 5'-phosphate oxidase. The transcript is spliced from 7 exons. Bases 5 to 874 code for a protein of 289 amino acids. Gene Ontology annotation, molecular function: pyridoxamine phosphate oxidase activity; FMN binding. NCBI's taxonomy places the organism in Eukaryota, Metazoa, Chordata, Actinopteri, Perciformes, Nototheniidae. The record is from RefSeq and is a predicted model, not a curated record. Gene Ontology annotation, biological process: pyridoxine biosynthetic process; pyridoxal 5'-phosphate biosynthetic process.